AUGACAGACAGCUGCCUCCAGAGUCACACACGACGCUUCACAUCUGUCUGUAAGGGUCGAGUCAGGUAGGUUUUACAUUCAUAGAGUAUAGUUUUUUAUAAUAAAAAUAAAUAAUUAGCAAACAAGUCAAUAUUUCCAUUACACUUCCUCCAAACAUUGAUACCCGAUAAACGAGGCGGAGUCAGAUGUCACGCUCAUGCUAAAUCUCUGAUGCCCCGUUAGGCCCCGCCCAUUUGUUUGAAACCCCAACAGCGCCAAACCUCCGAGUCUGAAGAUGAGCGCAGAUUUUAGCGCAGAGCCGCAAUGGAGGAGAGUUCACACGGUGACUGGGGUGGUGCCGCGGUCCAGACAUGGACACCGAGCCGCAGCCAUACGGGAGCUCAUCAUCGUGUUCGGCGGUGGAAACGAGGGGAUAUCCGAGGACCUCCAUGUUUACAACACGGUCUCCAAGCAGUGGUUCCUCCCAGCUGUGAGAGGGGACAUCCCACCAGGCUGUGCUGCCCACGGCUUCGUCUGCGAGGGCACUCGAAUACUGGUGUUUGGCGGCAUGGUGGAAUUCGGCAAAUACAGUAGCAGCCUCUACGAACUUCAGGCCAGUCGCUGGCUGUGGAAGAAGCUGAAGCCCAGAGCCCCCAGGAAUGGCUUGCCUCCCUGCGCUCGGAUUGGACACAGCCUUACUCUUAUGGGCAAUAAGUGCUACCUGUUUGGAGGCCUGGCCAAUGACAGUGAAGACCCCAAUGGCAACGUGCCAAGGUACAUGGAUGACCUUUAUGAGCUGGAGCUGCAGGCGGCAUCAGGUGUGAGAGGCUGGAGCAUCCCAGAAACAAAGGGUGGCGGUCCUUCAGCACGGGAGUCUCACAGCGCAGUGGCUUACGUUGGCCUCAGCUCGCCGAAGCUCUACGUCUUCGGAGGAAUGCAAGGAUGUCGGUUAGACGACCUCUGGCAGCUUGACCUUGAAACAAUGGUUUGGUCAAUGCCCGAAACAAAGGGUUCCAUGCCACUUCCCAGAAGCCUUCACUCUGCCACUGUAAUCGAAAACAAGAUGUACGUGUUUGGAGGCUGGAUUCCUGUUCCGGAGCUGGACAAACACAACGCUUCAGAAACCAAAUGGAUCUGCACCAACUCUUUAAGUGUGCUCAACUUGGAGACGAUGAACUGGCAGAACAUAGGACCAGAGGAGCAAGACGAAAUCGAGUCCCCGCUGCAGAGUCAGGGACCUCAGAGUGACGACACGUAUGCUUUUAGGCCCAGAGCCAGGGCCGGUCACUGCGCCGCGGCCGUUGGAUCCAGGCUUUACAUUUGGAGCGGACGCGACGGAUACCGUAAGAGCUGGAACUACCAGGUCUGCUGCAAGGAUCUCUGGUACCUGGAGACUGCACGACCAGCAUCCCCAGAGGCAGUGUUACUUGUCAAAUCCACCGUCAGCAUGCUCCAUGUGGCUUGGCGCCCCCUGGCUGCAGUAGACUGCUACAUCCUUCAGAUGCAACCUGUGUGUCCUAACACUGCGGCCAGCAGUUCGUGUGACAAACCAGGGGAGCCCACACCAACCGGUGGACAAGAGGGGAAGAACAAAGAUCCUAAAGGAGUCCAGUCUUAUCAAACUGAAACUGAAGGAACCACAAACAGACAAGAGAAGGCUUCAAGUCAGGAUGCUUCAGUGCAGCAGGAAACUGUGGUGAAAUCGUCCGGUGGCUCAGCACAGACACAAACACCAGGAGGGAAGAUUGAUGCAGGGAGAGACACAGACAUUUCAGACACAAAGAGCGGCUCAGCUGCUGGACAGGAGACCUCCGCAACAGAGGUCCACGGCUUAGCUCAGCCCCUGUCAGAUAAACCUGUUUCUACUGAUAAGACUUCUGAUUUCUACGCCCAUGCAGAUCAGCAGAAUCCAGAAGAAGCAGCAUGGUUUGAUGUUGGUGUGUUUAAAACACUCUACUCUGAGGUCAACCACUUCUUUCUACCCAACGAUGGUAACCAGGUGACUGCAGCUGUCAGCAGCCGGCCUCCGAACACUAAAGAGGCUUUCCUACAGAGGAAGCAGCCGGGGCCUCAGGACUACCAGGGCAGAGAGAAGCAGGAGCUCACUCCAGGUCAGACCUACAGGUUCAGAGUUGCAGGCAUCAACUGCUUUGGUCUAGGAGACUUCAGCCCAGUCAGCGAGUUCAAGACCUGUCAACCUGGUUUCCCUGGAGCGCCCUCUGCUGUCAAGAUCACCAAGGCCAAUGAUUCAGUCAACAUCACGUGGGAGCCUCCGUCCUCUCCGUCGGGCCGCAUCCUGGAGUAUUCCAUGUACAUGGCUGUGAGGAAAAGCCGCUCCACUUCUUCUGAGCGCCCGGGUCAGUUGGCUUUCAUCAGGAUCUACAGGGGCACCAAGACUUCCUGCUCCAUCAGCUCCACCCAGCUGGUCAACGCCCACAUCGACUGCUCAGCCUCCAACCGUCCAGCUGUCGUCUUCCGCAUCGCUGCCAAGAACGAGCAGGGCUACGGCCCGGCCACGCAGAUCCGCUGGAUCCAAGAUCCCAUUAAAUUGCGACCAUCUGCAUCCAAAGCAGACAUAAGUGCGGAGGCUGGCAGAGAUGCUGCUGACAGCUCCAGCUGAGAAAGUUAGAUCCUAUGAUGUUUGAAAAAUACGGCUCUCAGGAAGGUGGUCAUGGCACUCGGAUGUUACUGAUGCCUUACAUAGUUUAGUUAAUUUAUUUUUUUAUGUAUUUAAUUCGUCCCCUGUAAAUAUAUAUAUAUAUAUAUAGACACAUUCCCAGAAGCUUCACCUCUCGACUAUUUUCCAUAACAACUGUUUUGUUAUGUAAAAAUUGUGAUAUGUGAUUUGAUCAGAGUUGAACAAGCACCAAUAUUUUUUGUAUUGAUUAUUUAAAGCUCUGUUAACAUUGGAGGUGCCUUAUUUCCUGUUUCACCACACACUUGCAUGUCACGUUUGUGAAUAAAGCACCAGUGGGGAGAGAUUUUCA
Platichthys flesus (European flounder) is the source of this 2966-nucleotide messenger RNA. RefSeq names its product host cell factor C2 (gene hcfc2). The coding region runs from base 275 to 2599 and encodes 774 amino acids. Gene Ontology annotation, cellular component: histone methyltransferase complex. Gene Ontology annotation, biological process: chromatin remodeling; regulation of DNA-templated transcription. Lineage: Eukaryota; Metazoa; Chordata; Actinopteri; Pleuronectiformes; Pleuronectidae. The transcript is spliced from 17 exons. The record is from RefSeq and is a predicted model, not a curated record. Gene Ontology annotation, molecular function: protein binding; transcription coactivator activity.